This is a messenger RNA of Aspergillus ibericus CBS 121593, 488 nucleotides long. RefSeq lists its product as uncharacterized. Bases 106 to 423 code for a protein of 105 amino acids. The record is from RefSeq and is a predicted model, not a curated record. The transcript has a single exon. NCBI's taxonomy places the organism in Eukaryota, Fungi, Ascomycota, Eurotiomycetes, Eurotiales, Aspergillaceae.
GGUUCAAUUCCCCUCAUCGUUAUCGUGGUACGGGUUCCGAUCACAUCAUCACCACCCAUCAUGGCGCCUUCUGCAUCCCACCCUCAAGAGUAAGAUGUUAAACGGAUGUCGCGGCAUUCUCUCGUGUUGACCCCUCUUUUGUUUCGUUCCCCUCCUUUGACGACUCCUUAUCUCCGAUUACUCCAGCCAUGCAAACCUAGCUGUCCAUUAACGGGCAAGCCAGAGGGCAUCAUCCAGGGAUUCGAUGGUCUCAUUGUCUCAUUGGUAAUCACAGAACAUAUUACAUCCCUCAGAAGGCCCUCUUAUCUAGGCGAUGCAACUGAGGACCGAGGUGUCGCUAGUGGCUCGUCUCGAGCUAUCCUCUGGCAUGACAGGCUGCGACUCGCUCCUCGCUUGAUAGCGUCGCUAUUACACCACACUUGACUAACAUAACGUUACCUUAUGGCCCCAUGCUAUCUCCAUCUUUGGGUAGCAUAUCAGACGGCUCG